This is a messenger RNA of Amaranthus tricolor (Joseph's coat), 1521 nucleotides long. RefSeq names its product probable 6-phosphogluconolactonase 2. NCBI's taxonomy places the organism in Eukaryota, Viridiplantae, Streptophyta, Magnoliopsida, Caryophyllales, Amaranthaceae. Bases 387 to 1190 code for a protein of 267 amino acids. Gene Ontology annotation, biological process: pentose-phosphate shunt; carbohydrate metabolic process. Gene Ontology annotation, molecular function: 6-phosphogluconolactonase activity. The transcript is spliced from 5 exons. The record is from RefSeq and is a predicted model, not a curated record.
UAGUUUUUAAAAUUAAUAAACAUUAUAAAAAUGGAAUUUUGGAACUUACCCACUAUAAAUUGAUUGAUUUGUAAUGAUACCCAUCUUCUACUUUUGUCUAUUUCGGCUUCCAUUGCCACCCCUCGUCCAUUCUACUUUCUCUCUCUUCAAAGUCCAAACCUUUGGUUUUUCCCAUUGUGCAGGGAUCUUUCUUUUGGGUAAAAUUGACCACAUUCCUCUAGUCCUUGUGAAGGGAGUACGGGUACGGAUUUUUCGUCACCUUCCCUCGCCCAGACUUCGAGCGGAAUAUUGGUUAUGAUGAUGAUGACUCCUAUUGUAACAUCAUUUUAUGAUCAAAUGAUUGGAGUUAUGCUGGUUUGAUCAUUGCUUGUCAUUGAAAAGAAAGCAUGACAUUCCCUCGAGUUCAGACGAGUAGAGGGGAGUUAAGGAUCCAUGAGAGUUUGAAUGAUCUUAACACUGAUUUGGUUGAAUAUAUAUCUGAAUUAUCUGAGGCAGCGGUAAAAGAGCGAGGCGUUUUCACCAUCGCUUUGUCGGGUGGUUCUCUCAUUGGCUUAUUGGGAAAACUUGCAGAAGCACCUUACAAUCAGACGAUUGACUGGGUGAAAUGGCACGUAUUUUGGGCUGAUGAGCGUGUCGUAGCAAAGAGUCAUGCUGAUAGCAAUUAUAAGCUAGCAAAGGAUGGAUUCUUGACCAAGGUGCCAGUCUAUCCUAGCCAUGUACACUCCAUCAAUGAUUCCUUAACAGCAGAGGAUGCUGCUAGUGAGUAUGAAUUCGGCAUCCGUCAGCUCGUAAAGACUAGACUAAUAAACGUGUCUGACAUCGACGACUGCCCCAAGUUCGAUCUCAUACUUCUUGGAAUGGGCCCUGACGGACAUGUAGCGUCUCUCUUCCCUAACCACUCUUCAUUGAGCAUGAAAGACGAAUGGAUUACAUUCAUCACCGACUCUCCCAAGCCUCCACCCGAGAGAAUCACCUUUACUUUACCAGUCAUCAACUCAGCAUCCAACGUGGCCGUGGUGGUGACUGGCGGAGGGAAAGCCGAUGCUGUAUGCUUGGCAAUUGGUUCGGCUAAUGUGGGUACAAACUCUUCGUCUUUGCCAGCAAGGAUGGUACAGCCAACCCAAGGGAAACUCGUAUGGUUCUUGGACAAGCAAGCCGCCUCAAGACUUGAUGUUCAAGAUUCCGACUAGAUUAAGUUGCCGUUGUCAUUACCGACCCUUCAUUUUGGAUAGCUGGUUUUUUUGACCGAGAAGAGCUUAAUAAGUCGAGGCUUGGAGAUCGUUUUCGUAUUCUUUGUAAGAUUGUGAUAUGGUUAGGAUUGUUGUUUUGUGAAUAGGCAGCUUGGAUGAUAUGACAGUCGACAAUUGCUCUUAACAUGUCAAAUUUAGGGCCCUUACUUUCUGAUAUGAUUAGUCUCUUUUGUCUACAUUGUUGUACAUUUUCUAGUUGUGGUGCAAAUUUAUCCACAAUUGUUCAUCCUUGACUUGAUCAUUGAAGUGCCCACAUUAACAAGUUUUUAGU